Molecule: messenger RNA, 1014 nt
Organism: Penicillium lagena
Lineage: Eukaryota; Fungi; Ascomycota; Eurotiomycetes; Eurotiales; Aspergillaceae
Exons: 5
Coding region: 1-1014 (337 amino acids)
Source: RefSeq, a predicted model, not a curated record
AUGCGCGGCCACACUUCUUGUCUGGCGGCGCUGGCGCUGUCCUCCAUCCAGCCCGUCACAGCGUCUCUAAAGGCUGCGGCGUCAGUCCCACAAUAUGUAUAUGACUACGCGCCUCUCGUCUGGCUAUACAGCGAGGAUGCCUACCGGCCCAGCGACAUCGGAGCGCAGGUCGCCAACACUAUCCCGGAGGUGAACUGGAAGGCCGUCAAUGGAACACCCACACCACUAACCCUGGAUAACCUCGACAGCCUCAACGACCUAGGCAAUACCAGCGUCUACCUGACCACCCACAAUGGCAUUGCACAAGAGCCAGAGCCGAGCUGGUGGUUCGGCGUCACGCCCAACGCGCAGGGCCAAACUAAUAAUGCCACCGGGUGCGCUAUUGUGACUGUCGAUCAUGGUGGAGGUAGUCUGGAUGCAUUCUAUUUCUACUUCUACGCUUUUAAUCGGGGAGAUAUAGUCUUGGGCCUGAUGUUUGGUGACCAUAUUGGCGAUUGGGAACAUAAUAUGGUCCGCUUUGCGAACGGGACCCCGACGGCUGUCUGGUACAGCCAACAUUCCUAUGGCCAGGCCUUCACCUACAACGCCGUCGAAAAGAGCGGCAAGCGGCCGUAUUCUUACUCUGGCAAUGGCACCCACGCCAACUACGCCACGGCAGGGACGCACGACCACACAAUUCCCGGCGUGACAUUCCCCGACGGUCCACUGGAGGACUACACAGACAGCGGCGUCCUAUGGGAUCCCACUCUAAACGCCUACGCCUACACGUACGACCCAUCCAGCAUGACCUUCGAAGCAGCCGGUGACUACCCGCUAGGCUGGCUCAACUUCAACGGCCAGUGGGGGGACGCCCAGCCGUCCAAUGAGAAAACUAUCUUCGGACAAGCGAAGUAUGUCGCUGGGCCGAAUGGGCCGAAGUUUAAGGACCUCGAUCGCAGUAAUGUUUGUCCUGCUUCGCCGUGCAUUGUUUGGCCGUUCAAGGAGGCGGGGAAUAGUUCCAUUGUUAUUACUUAA